GAUUGAGGCAUUGAUCGAGACAUUUUGGAAAAUGAGUGCCAAUUUUGAUGUCAACGCGCAGUGGUAUUAAUCGUAAAAUCAUAUAUUAAAACUGAAUUUGCUCUUAAAAGGAGAAUUAACAAAUUAUUGAAGAAUAAUUUUUAUUUUAUAGAUAUUUUAGUAUAUUUUAUACUCGAAAAAUUAUUAAUUGUUAGUUGUUAAUGUUAAUGUCAUGGGUAAAUCAGAAGAACUGUGUUUUGUUUUCCGUGAGUAGAGCUCGAAACUUCCGGGUUUCCUCCUUCUUCAUGCGGACAAGCUUCGGGGAGAAAUUCCGAAGAGCUUUGUCAAAGUGCAUCAGCGCCAGCUCACGCUUCCGAUCACCCAUCCUUCAUUUCUCGAUUUUUGCGGCUGCUCGCUCACGCUCGACAGACUCUAUUGUCGCCUAAGCUAUGACUGAUAGAGGAUGGACACAAACUUUAAGAGAGAGUCCUGAUUGGCUAAUAUGAGGAGUAAAUCGCAUCAAUAUGUAUCUGUUUUAUUGAACCGUGAUAAUGCAGCCAGUGAUUUGUAAAUUUCUCUACUUGAUCUCGAGGGUACUGACAUUAUUAUCUACGGAUUGUACAUCGACGGACACCCGAAUUGGUCGGUUCACGUAUCUUUCAGACACCCGCUGGAUCGUUUUAGCAGCGGCGAACAUACAAAUUACAGUAGGUGUUUGAAACUUGCCUUUGGCGCUGAACUCCUCUUAACUCUUGUUGAGUUGAUAAAUCUCAGGCAAAAUCUACACUGUUCUGCUUUUUUUUGCUUCUGCACUUCAAUAUCAUCAAGUCGAUUUGAGAGACAAAGCUAGCUCAUGGCCUGACUGCAUUGACAAUUCCAAGAAAUGGAAAUUGGAAGUGAACUGAUGAUGGAUAAAUAGCUCUAAGAAACUGAAAGGAGAUAUAUAUUUUCCAUAUUUUUUGUCAACCGGGCUUUAUUUACUUCCAGCCAAUCCCUCAGGAUGUACUUAACAUGACCAAGAUGUCGUUGACCGGUCUCUUCAGGCAAGACCCUCGCAUACCAGCCAAAACCGAGGGCGCCGUGGUACGGGAGUGCAUCUUCAAUGAACUUGAGAGCCAGAUGAAGGAGGUACAGCAUCAGCAGUGGCAACACGAUCAGGACGAGAAACAGCGGAAGCAGACGGUGGACUAUAGCUGGCUCGUCAGCACCCAACCUAAGUAUUACAUCAUCCCGCAGCUUCAGCAGCUUGAACUAGAGGACCUCUGUAGCAAGGUCAAGGCUUGCGAAACGGGGAGGAUCAUCUCGCGCUUCAGGGAACUGCUCACGCGGCGGCCAGACGUCAAGGAGGUGCCGGCCAUCCUCAAGGCCAUCAUCGUCCAGGUGCUGCAGGAACGUCCUCCAGAGGAAACAAUCACAGACUGGAUGUGGAAAAAGACAAAUAACCUGACGAAAGUCAAGCAAAACAUUCGGGUACAUCCGUUGGCAAGCGUCUCGGAGCAGGUGGACAGACAGUACGCUCACACUAGAAGUCGUAGAGCCAUCAGUGUUCCAGAGUUUGGGAAUAGUGCAACACUUAGGAGUAGAUCGUUACCAGAAUUCUGUGCCAACAUGGAUAGUUUACCAGUAUAGUAAUGAAUGAUGUACCUGAGUGUGCUAUCUUCUAUUGUAUUCUUUAUGUUUGGGUUUUGAUAACAUGUUGGUGUGUGACUAUUUUUUUCCUCAAGAAUAUUAUGUCCCCUUCUUCAGGACAUGAUAUUCCCUCUCAUCACUUUAUUUACUUUAAGUUACGUACUCUAACAGGUAUUUCCCCUUCUCAUUCUUACUACUCCAUCAACUACCAAAGUCAGACCAAUAUCAUAAUCAGUAUUCAUCAAAAUAUUUGUGUUGUAGCGAUGCCUGCAUGAUGAGAAAUCACUUUUAAAGCUGGUUUGAUGAGAGCAGAUGACAGGCGAAAGAUGAUGCAUAGAUCUCCAUCAGUAUAGCCCAAUCAAUCAGGCUUCGUCAGCCUCAUAUUAUUCCGCCCCGGUGCAUUGAGGGGUUAUUUCCAUUUAAAAUGAGGAUGAUGAUCAGUGACCUAAAAAACACAAACUAGGGGAUUGCAUUUUGUUUCAUUCCAUUUAAUUGGUGGGUCGAGGGGGUAUAUUCAUAAAUGCUUGAUCAGUAGUGAUCACAGGCAAUCCGUUCAAUCUACGCUACCAUUCAUUCUUUGACCUGUAUGUUAGUAGGGGCCGUUUCAUGAAGCUAGUUGUAAAGCUAUACCUUCAACUGUAUGCAUGAACUAUACAAACUAAUGAAAUACAUUUAUGGUAAGCCAGGCAUGUGUCAUAUUUUAAUUGCGUUAGUUUUAAUUAAAAUGUGCAGAUAUUUAUUAACAAUUCAACUGGAAGUCGACACAUUUGCAGCUCAAAUUAUGUUUUGCCAUAACAUUUGAAUCAAACUAUAUGAUAUAAUAGUCGCAGUUUUCUCAUGGAAAGCUUUGGGCUUAAACUUUGGCGCUUCUUAUUUCAGUCAAUCGUUCAGAUAGUCAUGCAUAACUUUAUGAUCAGCUUUGUGAAGCGGUUUCAUUUGCUCGGGCGAUAAUUGCUCCGCUGUAAAUUCCACUCACUAACGGAAUUAUCAAGUUCAACCCUUGAUUUUCCACUGUUCCCUUUCCUAGACCUAACAUAAAACACUUUUGCAGCUCUAACAAAAUAAAGCCCGGAGCAAUUGUCACAUGGUAAAACAGCCUUCCCCCUCCCUUCCCUGGACUGAUUUUUUUUAAAUGUAUUCAUUGUAUGCUACCUUUCCACUUCCAUCAGCUAUUGUUUUGGAAAAUGGCAGUGAGAUCAAUUGAAUAGUAGUCAUAGACAAAAUCAGAUGAGACCAAGUGGCUAUUUAUCAAUUGAAAGGGAGAUCUGCAUUUUACCAUUAAUUUUACUCAGGUCAAGCAAAAGAGCUUCCUGUUUUGAGAAAAUAAUUAUUUAAAAUCAUCAAAUGAACAGUUCAUGUAGCUAUCUUUCCAGGUACAAUUGCAAAGAAAUAUUGCAUUAUUUAUGAUUGAUGUAUGAUACUUGGAAUCCAUGUCUUGUUGCUAUGUCGAUCUGGCAAGCUCUAAUGCUAUCGAGGACAACAAUGACUGUUUAAAAAUCAUGUAUGAAAUUGAAUAUAAUUUAAUAACUUAAAUAACUUAAUGAAUGUCUGCUGUAUUCAUGUGCUAUAUUUGAUUGAAGUCAUAUCCAGACAUUUUACCAUCAAUGCAGCAUGGAGGUCAAGACCAACCCAACAAAAAGUGGAUUUGUAUCAAGAGAGAAAAAAUUGACCAGAGUAGCACUAGCUCUGAUAAUUUCAAUAAAAUUUGGAUGAAGCCCCCGCCUGCCCCCAUUUUUUCAGUAUACAAAAAGAGCAUGAAAAUUACUAUCAAACAGAUUUACGCAUGCUCAGCACUACUGGUAAAUCAAUCCUGAUAACAGAAAGAUUAUUCAGUAGUAAAAACAAAACAUUACCUGUAGGCCAAUGUGUUAUUUGAUUUAUGACAUGAAUUGUGUGUAAUUGGUUUUAUCAUGACAAAUGGUGAUAAAAUAAUAUAGAAUGAAAAGAAAUGUCUACAUUUACUUGUAUAAAGAAAACAAUAUACCUAAUCCCAUGUUGUGAAAGUGUUAUUCAUUGUGGAGUCCCUGUUUCUUGUAGCCUACUUGUUAAUUUCAAGUUAUACAAGUAUGCUGUUGUUAUAAGCUACUGAAAUUAAGGCUUCUGGUUGGCUGAAAUAAUUUAUUACAUUGUUCUUCAUUUUUUGAUAAAAUUAAAAAGUUUUAUAAAAUGACCCGAUGAGUGAGAAAUAGGACUGAUAAGGUUACAAAGUAAUUCAAAUUUAGGGAUCUUUUUUUUUUUACUGAUUGCUUUGUAACAAAAUGUCUUUUAUUCAUCAACUGGUAAGAAAAUAAAUUCAAAACUUUGGCUCAAAGGUGAAGUUCAACCUGAUGAUAAGGUGUUUUAAAUAAAAGCAGAAAACAGAGUGAAGAAUAGCGGUAACGGAGAGGGUUAAAAAAAAGUCUCUCAAAUAAGAGAGUUAUGAAUUUUGAAAGAUUUGAAUUUAUGACAUCAUGGCCCCGUCUUACAAAGAGUUACGAUUGAUCGAAUCAAUCUCAAGUAUAUGGAAAUCCAUCAAUGUCAUAAUUUUUUCUUCAGGAAAUUUGCUCAAUGUCCUUUGAAAACAAAGAGAAGCAUACUGAAUUGUCAGGAAAAAACAGUGAAUGUAUGAAUAUAUGUAAUUUCU
This is a messenger RNA of Lytechinus pictus (painted urchin), 4231 nucleotides long. Its product is annotated as protein RD3-like. NCBI's taxonomy places the organism in Eukaryota, Metazoa, Echinodermata, Echinoidea, Temnopleuroida, Toxopneustidae. The transcript is spliced from 2 exons. Bases 991 to 1608 code for a protein of 205 amino acids. The record is from RefSeq and is a predicted model, not a curated record.